Molecule: messenger RNA, 1021 nt
Organism: Ilyonectria robusta
Lineage: Eukaryota; Fungi; Ascomycota; Sordariomycetes; Hypocreales; Nectriaceae
Exons: 2
Coding region: 400-597 (65 amino acids)
Source: RefSeq, a predicted model, not a curated record
AUAUCUUGCAGAUGAUCUGCGUCUAAGAGCCAGCUCGUAUUCCACUCUCUUUGGUCAACGAGUCACUGAAAGAAGGGCUCACCAAAGGAAUCUCCACCUAUAAGCUAAAUACGUAUCCAUGGUGCUUGGCCCUAUGAAGGAAGUCAUCCCAUCUCUCUGCUGAAGACCGGGAAAAGCGGGUUUCAAGCCAAGACUCAGGCUUCUCGCACACCUCCUAGAAUCCCUAGUUUCCAGUCAACCAUGGAGACAGGGGGGGGUAGUCAGAGGGGAGCAUCUGGAUCACUGACAACCGUACCUUGCAGGCAAUUGACCCCCCCCCCCAACAUGCCACAAGGAGCUAUGACUGGUUAUUGUUACACCAGGAGCCCCUCGCGGCUUGCGAGGUAAUGGCGCCAGCCAAUGACACCCUCCAGAAGCCAACACGAGACCACGAGACAAAGAACUCCCCUUGGACCACCGCCAUCUCGAAGUGAGGUCUCUGGAACUCCUUGUAGAUUUCCUCCUUCCCUUUGUUCUCUAGGGCACAUUCUGCCUCCUGUUGCCGAAAACUCGUCUUUUGUUUCCAAGGAGUUGAAGGAGAGAAGAAGUUCAGUGUGAGCCCUAAGGCUUGUAGUCUUGUGCCAGUGCUGAGGAAUGAAUUGCGAUUUCGAACUAGGAUUUCUUUGGGAAUGGGUAAUUGCUACCUCGUAGUGGUGUCUCUGGUCUCGGUUUUCUAUUGCUUCGAUUUCGAUGAUGAUGGGAGGUUGAGUCGUAGGAGGGGGGCUAGAGGAGCCGCCAAUAAUUCAGUGGGAUGGGCCAUCGAAAGUCGGGUCAAGUCGGUGUAUUUGGCAGUGGUAACUACUUGGUGAAUCUGUCAGUGCCUUAUCUCAGUCCUCGACAUUCUUGUACUCUCCCACUUGCCAGUGUAGAAGACUUCUCCUCUGGGCUGAUUCGCUAGCAGGAUGGCUUUGAUUCGCAGCUCCUAGCAUGGACUCAACCAUCUACCACCCUUCUUGCCCUCUAUGCCGCUGUUGUGUGAUCC